Fusarium poae is the source of this 1200-nucleotide messenger RNA. RefSeq lists its product as uncharacterized. NCBI's taxonomy places the organism in Eukaryota, Fungi, Ascomycota, Sordariomycetes, Hypocreales, Nectriaceae. Bases 1 to 1200 code for a protein of 399 amino acids. The transcript has 2 exons. The record is from RefSeq and is a predicted model, not a curated record.
AUGCACUCUGAUUUCAGUGACCCCAACCCCCUCUUCUCUUUCACUGACCUUAGAACACAACGCAAGUAUGCUCAACAGAUUGAGAAACACAUUCAAACCCUGUUCAGGAACUUCCGUCUACGUACUAAACACAUCGCCGCUAUCCUUCUCAUCGACAACAUUCAGCAUAUUGAGCCAGGUGGUGCUCUGGCUCCCAUGCUCGGUUGCUGGUUCAAAAACCAAGGGUCUUUGAAGGGCAAACUGAACUGCAUUGACGCAUUCGUCAAACACUAUAUGCUUUACCUCAACCCCGACAAUAUUAAUGGCCCAGCCUGGGCUCACUCCGUGCCCGAGACACUGGACAUCCGACCAGACAGCACUGCAGAUGAAAAAGGCCUCGCUGCAUUCGUUCGGGCAUUGGAUUAUGACUCUCAGUUUAGAACUGAUAAUGAUCUCGAAGAUUACCCUCUGGGCGUAUACGAGGAGGUCAAGUGUCGUAAGCGCGAUGAGGACGUUUGCGUAGUGACUGGGAAUAACAACCCAAAGAUAUUCUGGUUUUUUCCUCCCACUCUUAACGACACUAAGAUACAUAACGAUAUGACAGGAAAUCUUGCGGGUUCAGGUGACUUCGUCACGGGCGUCAACCUUAGGGCGGAUCGAGAACCAGACCCUUUUUGCAACAUGCACCAGUUGGGAGGAUCUCACAAAGCAUGGAAUAUGCUAUGCAUCGACCCAGCCCUCUACAAUCCCCUCACCAGCGGACUCUGUGCCUUUAAACAUUUUGAGGAUACAACGCUCGAGAAUGGGAAUGUCGAGGUCACUUUGCAGUUUCACUGGAUGCCUCGGACAAAAGGUCGAUUCGGCAAAGCCUUUGAUAUGGAGAGCGACUGGCAAAACUUGAUGGAUGAACUUCAGGUAUCCCAAGACAAUAACUAUCCCCCGCCGUUAUCGUUCCAAGAUGAGCCAAUCACCAAGUCAGGCGAGCCGCUUCGGUCAGGACAUCUCAUCCACGUCAUCGUGCCGGAACAGGAUGUCCAGUAUCUUAAGUCUGCUGUCAAGGUACACUGGGCUUGCAGCAUGUUUACGUCCUUAUGUGGUGCCUCCGGACGCCCUUAUUUGUUGUCAGGCAAGGAAUAUGAUGAUCCGGCCAUGCAAUGUUAUCAGGACCAAGGCAGACAGGGUCAGCAAGGCGACAAAUCGUCGACUUUUGAGUUCGCGUAG